Messenger RNA from Patella vulgata (common limpet), 12046 nucleotides. RefSeq names its product calcium-dependent secretion activator 1. Lineage: Eukaryota; Metazoa; Mollusca; Gastropoda; Patellidae. Gene Ontology annotation, biological process: dense core granule exocytosis; synaptic vesicle exocytosis. The transcript is spliced from 28 exons. Bases 116 to 3886 code for a protein of 1256 amino acids. The record is from RefSeq and is a predicted model, not a curated record.
UUGAUGCGACUGGGGACUUGAUUGACAUUUUGGGCAUCUGUGAUAUGAAAAUUGUGUAAAUAGACAUAAAUUUAUGCCGCCUUUCGUUUUCAACUUGUUUUGUUAAUUUUCUAAUAUGCUUGAUCCGUCGUCAAGCGAAGAGGAAUCGGAAAAUGAUACCCUUGAAGACGAAAAUUCGGAUGUUCUCAGUUUGCCAAGUGCUGAGCAACGAAGCUUGUCAGCUAGCGGGGAUAACUUGAGUGUGGUUGGGGGACAUUCACGGUCCAACAGUAUUCGUCCGUCAAGUCCUAGUCCAUCGUUAAUAAGUGAUCGUGAAAAAAUAGAAGAUGUGGAAAAACUCGAAAGAGAGGAAGAAGAAAGAAAGAAGCGUCUUCAAUUGUAUGUUUUUGUUAUGCGAUGCAUCGCUUAUCCAUUUAAUGCAAAGCAGCCGACAGAUAUGGCAAGAAGGCAAACCAAAGUAACUAAGCAGCAAUUACAAACUAUCAAAGAAAGGUUCCAUUCUUUUUUAAAUGGUGAAACACAAAUAGUGGCGGACGAAGCAUUUAUAAAUGCUGUUCAGAGUUAUUAUGAGGUGUUUUUAAAAAGUGAUCGUGUCGCUAACAUGGUUCGAAGUGGAGGGUGUUCCUCAAAUGACUUCCGUGAAGUAUUCAAGAAUAACAUUGAAAAACGUGUGCGAAGUUUACCAGAAAUUGAUGGGUUAAGUAAAGAAACGGUACUCAGUUCUUGGAUGGCCAAAUUUGAUGCAAUAUACCGUGGGGAAGAGGAUCCUCGAAAACAGCCACAAAGAAUGACAACUGCUGCAUCAGAACUCAUACUCAGUAAAGAACAAUUGUAUGAAAUGUUUCAAAACAUAUUAAAUGUGAAAAAGUACGAACACCAAAUUCUGUAUAAUGCCUGUCAAUUGGAUAAUGCCGAUGAGCAGGCUGCCCAGGUUAGACGAGAACUUGAUAAUAGAUUACAAAUGGUGGAAAUGAUGGCAAGAACGAGACGUCAUCCAAAGUUUGUUGUAAAAGAGAUGGAGAGUAUGUACAUAGAUGAAUUAAAAGCAUCAAUCAAUAUGUUAAUGGCUAAUCUAGAGAGUUUACCUGUCUCUAAAGGUGGAGCAGAUUCUAAAUAUUCACUACAAAAACUCAAACGAUACAACAGGGCACAGCAUUCAUCUUUGUCUAAAAUAGAUAUGAAUGAUACCGACACGGAUCCUGGUUUAUCGAAGUUAGAUGUUGUCCUUUCUUUUACAUUAGAGGUACACGUGAUAGAAGUAAAAGGAUUAAAGGCUUUAGCAUCGAAUAAGAUAGUUUAUUGUACUAUGGAGGUAGAGGGUGGAGAAAAACUACAAACAGAUCAAGCGGAAGCAUCAAAACCAUGUUGGGAUACACAAGGUGAUUUUACUACGACUCAUCCACUACCUGUUGUUAAAGUGAAAUUAUUUACUGAAAGUUCUGGUAUGCUUAGUCUAGAAGAUAAAGAGCUGGGCAAGGUUGUGAUUCGUCCAACGUGUAAUAGUGGGCGGAUACCAGAAUGGUUUAAAAUGACAACCACGAAGAAUUUUCCUGAUGAUCUCAAGAUAAAGAUAGCAGUGAGAAUAGAUAAACCAAAUAACCUAAAACACUGUGGAAACCUGUAUGCAUUAGGAAAAACAGUUUGGAAGAAAUGGAAGAAAAGAUACUUUGUUUUAGUUCAAGUAUCACAAUAUACAUUUGCUAUGUGCAGUUACCGUGAAAAGAAACCAGAUCCAACAGAAAUGAUGCAAUUAGAUGGAUUUACUGUGGAUUAUUGUGAACCAUUACCAGAAUUAGAAGGUGGAAGAUAUUUCUUUAACUUAGUAAAGGAGGGAGAUAAUGUUACGUUUGCUACUGAAGAUGAUGCAGAGAGAGCAUUAUGGGUACAAGCCAUCUAUCGAGCAACGGGACAAACACAUAAACCAGUACCGCCUGUUGUACAAACAAAUAAAAUCAGUAACACCCAAAUAUCCAGGAUGCAAGGAGAUGCUGACCGAGCCAGAAAACAUGGUCUAGAUGAGUUUGUUCAGGCCAAUCCAUGUAAUUUUGAACAUCAUGAAUCAUUUCAACUGUUACAAACCCUGACUUUAGAUUAUAGACUAAAUGAUGCCUAUACAUGUUUAGGAUGGUUUAGUCCAGGUCAAGUAUUUGUAUUAGAUGAAUAUUGUGCUAGAUAUGGUAAUCGUGGCUGCCAUCGUCAUCUGUGUUAUCUCAAUGAUCUGUUAGAGCGAGCAGAGAAAGGCAUAAUGAUUGACCCUACUCUCAUCCACUACAGUUUCGCCUUUUGUGCCUCCCAUGUCCACGGAAAUCGACCUGAUGGUAUCGGAACAGUUUUAUUAGCAGAAAGAGAAAAGUUUGAUGAAAUCAAGGAAAGAUUAAGAAUAUUACUGGAAAACCAGAUUACUCAUUUUAGAUACUGUUUUCCAUUUGGUCGUCCUGAUGGGGCAUUGAAAGCAACACUGUCUCUCUUAGAACGGGUAUUAAUGAAAGACAUUGUUACACCAGUACCACCUGAAGAAGUUCGACAGGUUAUUAAAAAAUGUCUUGAAAAUGCAGCACUCGUCAAUUAUACUCGAAUAUCAGAAUAUGCUAAAAUCGAAGAUAGUUUAAACGAUGAGGUCCCUCCUAAAAAGAAGUUAGACGAUGUUAUGCAUCUAGCAGAACGAUGUAUUGAGGUAUUGCAGCAGAAUGAAGAACACCAUGCCGAGGCGUAUAAAUCGGCAUUUGCAUGGUUUAGUGAUUUGCUAGUGGAACAUGCCGAGAUAUUUUGGUCGUUAUUUGGUGUGGAUAUGAAUGCCGUGUUAGAAUCACAGCCACCAGAUACCUGGGAUAGUUUCCCACUCUUCCAAUUACUUAACGAUUAUCUUCGUUCUGAUGAAAAUUUAUGCAAUGGCCGAUUUCACCAACAUCUUCGUGAUGUAUUUGCUCCUCAAGUUGUCCGCUACGUCGAUUUAAUGGAAUCUUCUAUCGCACAAUCAAUACAUAAAGGAUUUGAAAGAGAAAAGUGGGAACCUCAGGGAAAUGGUUGUUCAACAUCAGAAGAUAUGUUAUGGAAGUUAGAUGCACUACAGGCUUUUAUUCGUGAUCUUCACUGGCCAGAAGAGGUUUUUGCUGAACAUCUAGAUCAUAGAUUAAAAUUGAUGGCGGCAGACAUGAUAGAAGCAGCAGCUAAAAGGACAUUGAAGUAUUUUGAGAGUUAUCUACGUAAAGGUGGUAAAGGAUCUGACUAUAUAUCACCUGGAGAGAUCUGUACCAUGAUGAACGUCAUCAUAGACUGUAAAAAUAAGGCUCUACAUUUGUGUGCCUUGGACAGUGGUCAAAAUAUGCAUCAGUAUCACACCAAGAUUGAUGAAUUUCUAGAACGUGUACAGAUUCAAAUGGUUAAAUGUCUGGUCGAAAAGUUAUUAACGGUAUUGGAAGCUGUAUUAAGUAAACUAGCCCGUUAUGACGAAGGAACUUUUUUUGCUUCCAUACUAUCUUUAACAAAACCUGUCAAUGAGCUGGGUAAAGCCUAUGUUGAUUUUAUGAGAUGUAACUUGGAUCAGUUACGACAGAAGAUAACAGAUGAGUUGUAUACGUUAUCUAUGUUUGAGGAAUGGUAUACAGGACAGAUGAAGAUGAUGUGUGAUUGGUUGACCGAUAGAUUAGAUCUAUCUUUACACCCUUAUCAACUCAAAUGUUUAAUGAAUAUAAAUAGAAAAUGUUAUAGUGAUUUUGAACUGCAUGGUGUACCUGAAAACUCGUUGAAUAGUAAGACUUAUCAAACCAUAUGUAGUCGCUUACAGGUUGAAGAAGCAACCCAAUCUGUGACACAAUCUGAGAGCAGUAGUAGAACGACAUUCCUAGGAAAAGCUACAAGUAAUACCAGCGGAGAGGAAUCAGAUUAAGACACCAUACAGCAUAGAAUAACCAAUAAAAAACGGUAUUCCUUUUCCUUGUUAAUACAUUAAAUAUAUUUAUCAUCGACCUUUUGUUCAUAUUUUAUAAAUAGUUAUCGUACGUUUAUUACGACAAAUGUAUAAAUAAAUAUGUCCUUGUAUAGUUUCCCAGAUUGAAAAAAAAAUGUCCUAAAACUUGUUUUUAUUUCCUGGAAUAAUGUGGUUAGUGUAAAUAUUUUUGGGGAUUUUUUUUUGUUAGUGGAUUGUGAUGAUACGUUAUGAUAUAUAUAAACAUUGUGUGAUAUUUCCCCCCCCCCCCCUUUCAUUAAUAACUGCUCCUUUAACGUUUCUUGUAUUCACAGUUGUCUCCCCUUAGUAGAAAAUUUUAUGAUGAUUAUAAAUGCUAGUAUUAGAACAAAUGAAUGUAUGGGUCAUGAAUUAUUAACCUUUAACCUUUUAGUUAAAUUUCAAAUAAUUAGUGUAGAAUAAGUAUUAUUGUUAUAUGCAUAUGUAAAUAAACACAGUAAGAUAUUAGUCUAUUAGAUAUACUAUAUAUAUAUCAGUAAUAAUUGUGUCAAGCUAUAUAUAGAAUACUACUAGUUUUAGUUACACAAAUCAAACCUUAAAAUUGACUUAUUUUAACUGAUUUGAUGUUAAUAUCAAAAUUAUUAUGUGAAAAUAUCCAUUAUUGCCUGAUUUGGACCAUGGGGUGGAGGGGGAUCGAAUUUGACCAGUCUUCUUGUUUGAGUCGUAUUUACCCAUCUUGAUUGACAGCCAGUGAAAUUGACUGACUGAAGAACUUAAAGGGACAUUAGGUAAGAUUAGACAAAGAGCUGACAGUUCUCGCUAUAAUAGUUAAAAAAUAGAUAAUGAAAAGGGAAUAUGCUGAAAAUUUCAGUCAAAUUACUUCACUCUGAGUCGAGUUAUCGCAGUUACAAAAACAAUGUUGCCUCGAUUGUCAUUGCUACUGUUGUUAAGAUAACAAACAAAGUAUUGACUAUCCAUUUUUACGUUAAAUCAUUAACCGCAAAUCGUGUUUAAAUCUAUUGAAAAUCUAGAGUAUUCGAUGGCAUCAAGAGUUGAUUAUGGUUUUUGUUAGUUAAUUAAUGUCUAAUUGAUAAUUUAUAUAACAUUUCAGGCAUAAAGUAAGACCUGCAAUAGACAGAUUUAGCUCUUGUAUAAUUUAUGUUUAAUCAAUUUACAUGUCAUGCGAUUAGAAUUUCAAAGAAUUUAACCUUAAUUAAUAAACAGAGUUGAUCUUAUUCGAUACAUUAAAACAACAAAAGUUUUAUAAAGGGCUAUCUUUUAGUUAAAAUAAGGCGAACAAUUUUGAGUAAAUUCUUAAGUUAAGUCCAAGAAUGAUUUGUGAAACCGGGGCUUGGACUGUGCAUUGAGUAUGCUCGUGUAUCAAUAUUGUGCAAUAUAAAUAGACUAUUACUAUCAUACUAAAAAUCGUAACAUUCUUUGGGAAAAAAAACAUCUAGCUAAUCUGAAAUAAAAUGAAAUGAAAUGGGGUUUAAUGUCCUACUGUUCUGCUCCGACUGGGCAGUGUGCUAUGAGGGAAAUUUUGCCAGGGCAGCUUGACUAUGGCCUACUCUUAUAUCGAAUUCCAACUGCCAAGGGAUCUUUUACGUGCACGCCAAUGUGUACACAGGACCUCGGUUUUUCGUCCCAUCCAAAUGACUAGACAGCUGUCCUUGUCAGGCUCUCCAUCCUGCAUCACUGACAAGGGGAAACCACGCCGGAAAAUCUGAAUGAACUUUCUUGGCCAAUGCAGGGAUCGAACACCCGACCUCAAGGCUAGUGAACCAGCGUCUUACCCACUUAGCCACCAUGAUCCCCUAGCUAAUCCGAGGUAAACAUGUUGAUGUGAAAGCACUAGAUUAAAUUGCAAUUGGAAAUAGUUUUAUAUUGGUAGUCAGUAAUUAUGAAAUCUAACUAAAUGUGGCAAAUAAUAUAGAGUGAGAGUGGAUUGUCCAGUGGUUUAACCUAUAGAUCAUAAGGUCUGUCAUUGAGUCAAGUGGUGUGGGUUCGAUCCCAACCUUGUACCUGACAAGGAGUAGGAUCAUUUGUCCAGCCUCAUCUGUUUCUCCAUAGCUAAAGACCCUUACAAGCAAGUAUAUUAUUGAAAUUAAAUUGAACCAUGUGUUAGUCCAGAAAUGACAUAGUUUAUAUCGAGUGGACGUUAAUUAUUAACAUGAUAUAAAAUCGAAUCAGUUAAAAUAUCGAAUGCAGUUUAAUUAUAAAAAUGAUAUAAAAUUGGAUCAUUUCAAAUAUCGAGUGUAGGUUAAUUAUAAAAAUGAUAUAAAAUCGGAUCAGUUAAAAUAACAAGUUUUUAUUAAUAAAUGAUAUAUGUAUGUUAUCUAGAUAAGUAGAAAGAUAUUAAUUAAUUAUGCAAAUAUCCCUUGUACAUGUUCUACUACUUUCUAGCGCCCCCCUUUUCUUUAUAAAUUAGACUAACAUUCAGUGUUGUUUGUUUAAUAUGCAAAUUAUUAUUUAGGUUUUUACAUAAGUAGACAUAGUAGUAGUACCGUAGAAAUGUGCUAUUAACAGAUAAAUUUCAUCUUCUACCAUCUUUAUUAAUUAGGAAUAUUAAUUAGAAUAUUAAUCAUUAAUUCUUAUUCUUAAUGAUUAUGUGUUUCAUCUAUUAAAGAAACAUUUUUUACAGUUCAUGAAUUUUGAAGACAAAAAACAACACAAUUAUAAAUGAAUCGAUAGUGUUCUUUACAUGACAUUUAAUAAUUGGGACAUAUUUAAAUUACACACUUUUUAUGGAAUAACCAUUACUAUGGUUUAUUUCCGUGUGAUGUUUGAAGAAGAUUUCACAAGUCGUUAUCAAGCAUAUACACAAAUACAUAAAAUAGAAUUUGUAUAUAUGCUUGAUAACGACUUGUGGAAUCUUGUUGAAACAUUGCAGUGUAUUAAACCAUAGUAAUUGUUGAAAUGAAAUGAAAUGAAAUGGGGUUUAACGUCCUACCGUUCUGCUCCUACUGGGCUAAUGAAGACGGGCAUACGCCAUACAGUGUGCUAUGAGGGAAAUUUUGCCCGGGCAGCGGCACUAUCGCCUACUCUUAUAUCGAAUUCCAACUGCCAGGGGAUCUUUUACGUGCAUUCCAAUAUAUACACUGGACCUCGGUUUUUCGUCUCACCCUAAGGACUAGACAGCUGUCCUUGUCAGGUCCUGCGUUCUGCACCACUGACAAGGGGAAACCACGUCGGAAAAUCUAGAUCGAACACCCGACCUCCAGGCUAGCGAGCCAGCGUCUUAACCACCUAGCCACCGUGGCUCCCAUAGUAAUUGUUAUUCCAUAAAAAAUGUGUUAUUUAAAUCGAUAGUGUGUUUAUCAUUCAGUGAUUGGAUUCUGUCUCUAAACAGAAUUAUUGUUGAAUAUAAAGAAAUCCUAUGAAUGAAUUAUGUUACGAUAUCUUUAUUGUUUUUUUUUUAUAUAAUUUUUGUUUGUUGAAUCUCGUUUUUUUUUAUUUAUAUAUUUUUUUGUUGGUUUACGUUGAUAAUCUGUCUCUCUGAUUUUUUUCAGUAAUAAUUUAAGUUUAAUGCGUACUUUAAAUAAAUAACUAUGAUGUUUAUUCUGUCACUCAAAUGGACAAUCAUUAAUACAAUAUUAAGACAUUUAUUAAUAGAAAAAUGAAAACAAUCCUAAAUUAAAACAUCCAUAAUUUUAUGGACUCACUACUACUUCAUUUAUUUCAUGCAACGCUUCAAUACUCGUACAGGUAUCUUUAUCGAGUAGUGAAUAAAAAAUGUAUGAGCAUGACGUCAUCCCGCCAUCUUGGAAUUACGACGUCCUAUCAAAAAGUGAAGUCUCUUAAUCCAUGUGCAAUUGCCUAAGGAAUAAGCAUGUCAAGUUUCAUUGACGGAGCCUUAGGUUUUUUUUUAAAGAGCGUGUCCUCGAAGAAGAAGCACAAUGACGAGAAUAAGAUAAGUAACACACAUGGCUCACUUCCUGUUUCAAAAAUGGAUAUUAACAAAUAAAACAACACCUUGAAAUAACACAAUCGACUCAUUUAGAAUAUUGAGAUGUUGCAUCAAAUAAACGUAGAAAUAGUAAAUCCAUUAACGAUAUAUACCUCUACUUCUUAAUGUCAUUUAACAAAAAGACAGUCGUUCAUUAAGAAAAUUAUAAAUGAAUGUAUGAUAAUAUAUUUAGCAGGUUGUUGUCGUGUUUAUAGGAAACAGUAUUUGAUAUUAUGACAGAAUCAUAGAUGUCUCCAAUAUAAUUAUAACUCAAGUAUUAAAAAAUGGCAAGAUUAAGUUAGCCAUGACCAUUAUAAUAACAUUAAAAGGCAAGAUAAACUAAGUCAUGACCAUUAUAAUAACAUUAAAAGGCAAGAUAAAGUAAGUCAUGACCAUUAUAAUAACAUUAAAAGGCAAGAUAAAGUAAGCCAUGACCAUUAUAAUAACAUUCCUGUUUUUGUUGAUUUUACUUUGUAUAACUGUUUAUUUGUAUUGAUCUGUUAUUACAGUAAAUAUAUGGUGAUAUUAAUAUAUUAAUCAAACUUAUUCCAGUUAUUCUUAUCAUAACAAUGAACCUGGACCCCUACUCAUGAAAAUUUAAACUGAACUAAGAAUACCAAUCUGAUUAAAACACAGAUCCUAUUUCGUUUCAUUUUUUAUAGUUCAAAAUUUCGUUUUACUUGUCUUGACUACACUAGGAUCUGGAAGAGUUGUUACAUGUAUGGUUGAAGUGAGGGAUUAGUCAAUGAAACGGUCUGUUACGCCGUGUUCUUGGUGUGCGAUGCAUGGAACUGUGGGUAAACCACUAGAAACGCCAACGCUUGUUAAUUAAUCAAUGUCUGACAUCAUAGGGUCAAAAGCCACUUGUACGACCACUGUAGGUCAUCGAAAUUAUAAAAAUGAAACGAAAUAUAGAUCUGUAUUUUAAUCAGAUUGAACUUUUAUCAGAAAAAAACAUGUUCUUAUCGAUUUUGAUUAAUCUUUGUACACAAGGGUGUGAUUUUAAUUGUAUUUUCAAUGUUUAUCCUUUAUUUUGUAGCGAUAUCAACCUUUACUUUAUCAAAAUAAUCUUUUUUUAGUCAUCAAUGAAAUAAGCUCCUGAAACGAAUGAACUGCAUUUAAUUUGGGAGUGGGGUCACAGAUUUUUUUCAAACCCUGUUGGAUAAUUAUACAAGCGAUGAAUUUGAAUCAUUCCUUUUGAUAACAAGAAAAAACUUCAUUUAAACAUUAAAGUCGCUGAUAGUUGAAAUUUCAGUUUUGUUUUUUGAAGUGUUAAAUAUUCAAUUUAAAUAAAUUUGAGCUUGGAUUAAGAUGUGUAAAUUUUGGUAUUGUCCGAAAUAGCCAUCGAUCGUGAAACUCUGUUUUGUUAUCGUAUCCAGGGUAAUUGAGAAAUAUUGCCAGGUUGUUUUUCUAGAUUGUGUAUACUUUUUAUAUAUAUAUUAUUCCUGUUAUAAAACUUACAAUUUAUGGUAGUACUAAUAGUCAAUGUUACAAACAUUCCUUAAUUUUUAUAGUUAGAAACAUAUAUUUGUAAUAAUUUCUAUUUUACAAUAUAUAUAGCUAGCGUAGUCACAAUAAUAAUUACAAAAAUAAGGUUGUCACAAAAACUAAUAAAAUGCAUAUUGCUAGUAGCGUGCUGAUGUUUGGUGAUGCCCAGGGGUCAACUCCAUGAUGUAUGCCUAGAGCCUGGUUUGGAGAAAUGUGAGAAAAGAAGACCUUUUUAAAUAUGUAAAUUACAAUCUUAGAUUGUAUGCCACCAGAAUGGGCCAUCACCACCUCUGCCUCCCUCACUGCAUGCUACUGUAUAUUCCAAAUAGUCACAAAAAUUAAUAAAAUUAUAUGUUUUGUUACAAUUAAAGAGUCACACUUUAAUGUCAUAUAUCUGUCAGAAGAUUAAUUAAACUUUGACAUGUUAAAGAUGCAUUAUGUAAGAUUUAGAUAAAGAGCUGACGAUUCUUGCUAUAAUAGUUCAAAAAUAGAUAAUGUAAAAUGAAAAUAUUGAAAAUUUCAUUCAAAUUACUUCAUUCGAAGCCAAGUUAUCACUGUUGGUAGAUUUGACAAGAUGUGUGCAUUGUUGUAACCAGGGCACUGGUAUAUUCGAGACUUGGCCUCACUUUCCCAUUUUUAAAUGGCGAACCUUUCUAAUCUAGUUAAAAUCUUGAGUAUCCGAUGCCAUCAAGAGUUGAUUAUGGUCUUGCCAUGUUAAUAAAUGUCUAAUUAAUAGUUUAUAUAACAUUUCCGGCCUAAAGAUAGGCAGAUUUAGCUCUUACAUAAUGUAUGUUUAAUAAAUGUCUAGUUAAUGGUUUAUAUAAUAUUUCAGGCCUAAAGAAAGUCUUGAAAUAGGCAAAUUUAACUCUUACAUAAUGUAUGUUUAAUCUAUAAUAUUAAAUGUUAUUAAUUACUGUUAUUAUAAUACAAAUAUUUAUUCCGUGUAUCUAUUUACUGAUACAGUUGAAGUAUUUCUAUAUUAAAGCCGCUCAUAUCAUUUGUAUGGUUGAUUCCCUGGUUGUACAUGACAAGGAGUAGGAUCACCUGUCCAACCUCGUGGGUUUUCUCUGGGUCCUCCGGUUUCCUCCCACUGCUAAAGACCCCCAGGCGCAAGCAGAUUAUUGAAAUAAAAUUGAAUCAUAUGUUAGUCCCAAAAUGACCUAGUUUGUGUCGAGUGGAGGUUAAUCUCUCUCUCUCUCUCUUGUAAGGUGUAAGGUGUGAUAAACCAAGGUGUAAGGUGUGAUAAACCAAGGUGUAAGGUGUGAUAAACCAGGAAAUAUUUCUACUACUAACUGGAGAUUUACAUCCACUUCCAUCUUGGGUGAUAUCACAGAUAAUUGUUUCCGUGGAAACUUGGAAAUAUCUCCGUGUUAUGUUAACUGAUCAUUGGUUUAUGGUUUAAAAUUUUCUGCUUCAAAUCAAUCUUAUAUAAGGACAUAAACUCUGAAUGGUGUUGGGAAACGGAGCGGGGCGUAAAACCCUUAUUAUAACUACAUGUAAAUAAAGGGUAUUGUUGGUUUUUUUAUAAACUCUACAACAUUACAUUUGGGUUUCAUAAAAGAAGCUUUUAGAUGAAAAGGUGUAUAUUAAAUUAUUUGAAUAUGUUAUUUCUAAUCAGUACUUAAUUAAUUAUAAACAGAAAUUUGUUAUCUUGGAUUUUAGGAUAUAUGGGGGGUUACCAAGCAAAAAAUACAUGUUAUUUUUAAAUCUGAUAUAUUGCAUUAAGCGUAUAUGAAAAUAGGUUUUAUUUCUUAAUCUAUAAUAUUGUUUUACAAGCUGUGUUUCAAUGGCAUUUAGUAAUUGAACUGGAACUACACAAGUCACAAUGGAAUACAAUUACUGGAAAUACACAAGACACAAUGAAAUACAAUUACUGUUUGUUACUGGAAAUACACAAGACACAAUGAAAUACAAUUACUGUUUGUUACUGGAAAUACACAAGACACGGUGGAAUACAAUUACUGUUUGUUACUGGAAAUACACAAGACACAAUGAAAUACAAUUACUGUUUGUUACUGGAAAUACACAAGACACAAUGAAAUACAAUUACUGUUUGUUACUGGAACUACACAAGACACAAUGAAAUACAAUUACUGUUUGUUACUGGAAAUACACAAGACAUGAUGGAAUACAAUUACUGUUUGUUACUGGAACUACACAAGACACAAUGAAAUACAAUUACUGUUUGUUACUGGAAAUACACAAGACACGGUGGAAUACAAUUACUGUUUGUUACUGGAAAUACAUAAAUCACUAUGGUUUAUUUCACUGCGACAUUUCAACAAGAUUUCACUAACGACUUGUGAAAUCUUGUUGAAACGUCACAGUGAAAAAAACCAUAGUAAUUGUUAUUCCAAUUGUCUGCAAUAAUAAGACUAAAAAAUCCCAGUAGAAAGCUCGCUGUGUAGUAAGCAGUAAUUGUAUUCCAUAGAAUUUAUUGAUAAUGACUAGAGAAACCUAGUCUAAGUCGUUCAGUUAUAAGCAGUGGUUGUAUUCCAUAGAAUUGUGAACUGUAUAUUGGCAUAAAUGUGUUUAUUAUUUCUAAAUCUCUAUUAUUAUUAUUAUUAUAUCUCAAGCUAUAUCUUUAAUGUUAUAUAUUAUUUAUUAAAUGUUAAUAUGCAAAGAUGAAAAUAUCAACAAUGAUGUGCAAUAACAAGUUUUCUUUUCAUUGAUUUUUCCUGAAUUCGCAUACUAUUAAAUAGCAUUAU